This is a messenger RNA of Ilex paraguariensis (yerba mate), 630 nucleotides long. NCBI's taxonomy places the organism in Eukaryota, Viridiplantae, Streptophyta, Magnoliopsida, Aquifoliales, Aquifoliaceae. The record is from the annotation of a GenBank genome assembly.
AUGAGGCUUCUCAGUUUACUGGAUGAAGAGAAAGAAGAAGAGUUACAAAAGGAGAAAGCAAGAGAGUUUAAACUCUAUGAAGCAGCCAUGAAGGGCACUGUAACAUCUCUCCUAAGCCUUCUUCAUGAAGACCCUCUGAUCUUCAACAGAGCCACACCAUCCUCAAUCUCCGAUUCACCGUUGCACGUUUCAGCUCUUCUGGGUCACCUCGAAUUCACUAAAGAACUACUGAGUCGAAAGCCCGAGUUGGUCAAAGCGUUGAACUCAGACGGUUCAUCCGCGCUUCACGUGGCAGCGGCAAAAGGGUACGUGGAGAUAGUGAAAGAACUGUUGGUGGUAAAUCCUGAUAUGGGUUUUGUGUUGGAUCAUAGUGGGAGGACUCCUCUACAUCUGGCUGCGAUCAAAGGACGAGUUGGGGUAUUGACCGAGUUGAUCCGGGUUAAACCGGAGGCGACUCGGAAGUUGACCCGUUGGGGAGAGACUUGUUUGCAUUUGUGUGUGAAAUAUAAUCGUUUGGAGGCUUUGAAGGUUUUGGUGGAAAGCCUAAAGAAAGAUGAUCAGUUUGUUAAUUGGAAGGAUGAAAAUGGUAGCACCAUAUUACAUCUUGCUGUGGCCAAUAAACAGGUCGAG